AUACCUGCAAAUCAUCCUAACCAGAAAGUCUCAACUCUGGCAGCUACUCAAGUAGAACGCUGUUUUGCAUUCACAUCCACUUGAGCCAACAUGAGAUCUCCACUUUGCCUCUACCAGUUUUGGGGACUGUUUUUUCACUGCUGUGGUGUACCCAAUUCUCAAAAGCAGUGGUUAAGCUCAUUGACCCCAACGUUUGCCCCAUUGACAGCAUCCAGAAACAACCCAUGGCUAGUGUCUAUGGCUGAAACAUGCCAGGGUGUUAUUCUGAGUCGGUGGUGGGUCCUCUCCACAGCCAGCUGUCUGAGUAAACUGAAACAUUUGCACUCUGACAUUUCAGGGAUCACUGACCAAGAAGAUUUCUUAAUUGGCAAAAAAAUAUGCCUGCACCCCAGUUUUGAUCCACAAGUUGGAAUGAAUCCAGUCAAAGGAGUUAUAGGAGUGGUCCUUCUGCAGUACCCUAUUAGAGGGGAAAAAAUACCACUUUAUCAGACUCACAACAUCUUCUGGAAGAGCUGUUAUAACUGCCAGUACAGACACUGCAGGGUAUACCAAUAUCAGAAGCACAAUAACUUUGGAACCAGUAUCAAAACGCUGUCAGUUAAACUGCUGGAUCUCUCAUUCUGCCACCAUCAACACAUCCACCUAACCAAAAGUAACAAUUUAUGCAUCUGGAGUCAGCCACAAGAAGACUGCUGGGUACAGCAGGGUAGUCCUGUUCUCUGCUUUUUUGGCAAACACUGGAAACUGGUGGGCUUGGUCAGUGAAUCCUCAAUGGCCUGUUAUGACCCUAUUCUUGUCAUCAAGACAGCUCCAUAUUUAUCUUGGAUGAAAUGGCUUAUCAAGACUUCCCAGAAGACACUGGAUCCUAUUUUUUCUCUACUCUGCAGUUUUACUCCAGGGUUAGAACAUGGUCCACAAGACAGGCUUAGCCUGAACAGGGAAACUGCCAUUUUGACCUCCCCUAGAUUCUCUCUACAGUCAAGGAAGAGAACAUUAGGCACUUUCCCACUGAACAGACAGCGCCGGAAUCCUCCUCCCAUAUUUUUUCAUUCAAAUAAUAGAGACUAUUUUCCAGGCAGUAGAGAGUUACAUCUUAAAACUAAUCAGCUCUCCUCACCUAGCCAAUUCCCAAUGAUACAAUCUUGGACAUCUCUUGGUACUAAACAGUGGGAUCCUUCUGAUAUGUCUGAACCCUGGAAUACCCCAACAGUUGAUACUUCUGAAAUUUUGGUUAUUUCUGGAACACCAAAGACUCCAACACCUGACAAAUCUAUACCCUGGGAACUUCUUCAGAAAAAUACAAUGAACUAUCAAUACCAAACUAUUACCAAUUCAGUAAAUUCUUGGGUUAAUCCUUUAGCUGGUAAAAUUGGGCUUCAUACACUGCCAUUAGUUAAUUCUUCUAUAUCCAGUGUUUUGUUUUCAAAUGGCAUAGAUGGAUCCCAACUUCUUUCUGGGGUUAAUACUGUACAGUCUCAAGUUCAAUCUAGUAGGUUUCCUUUUCAUGGUCAACUUCUAGCUAGACCCUGGCUGGAAAUUACCCCUGACAUUGCACCUUGGAAACAUAUUGUACCUGAUAAAACAGAAACAGUGAUGCAAAUCCAAUCUACUGAAGAGAAUGUUGGAAGCCAAAUACACCAUGUAGUUGAUAGAGUUCACACUGCUUUUAAACCAGUAACUUACAACUUGAAUGGAUGGGUUCCUUUAACAGCUAAUAAAAAUGAAUUCUGGACCCAUUCCACACUAAAUUCAUAUGGAUCUCUGUAUCCUACAGUAACUCUUACCUUGGAACCUUGGUUCAAGUCAGUCUUGAGUUUAGGUGGAUCCCAAGAACUUAUAGAAAAGACCAAUGAAUACUGGAGUCUUCCUGAAUCUAAGUCAGCUCAAUUAUGGACUUCCUCAGCACUUAAUAUUCCUUUUACCUGGAUUCCACCUUCAAGCAAUAAUAUUAAGUCUUGGGAAAAAUAUAAGACCAGUAUUAUCAAAGCAUCAAGUCAAAUGGAUAGAAUAAGUCCAUUGAUUGAACAUGAUGAGUCUAUUAUUGUCAAACCUCAGAUUCAAACUGCAGAUACAACAUGGUUUUUGAUACCUACUAUUACAAAUGUAAUUAAGCCUUUUGUUCAGUCUAAAGCUGUUACAAUUAGACCCUUGACUAAACCUGAAGCUGACAUAGUCCAAACCUGGACCCAGCCAGAAACCCAAACAAGAAAACAACUGACUCAGCUGAAAGCAGAUAAAAUCAGACCAUGGUUACAGACUAAAGCUGAAAAAAUAAGAUCCUGGAUUCAGCCUAAGUUUCAAAUAGUCAGAGCUAGAGCCCAGAAUGAAAAUGGUAAAGACAAAUAUUGGACCCCACCAGAAGCAGAUAUAAUUAGAUCCAUGACCCACACUGAAAUUAAAACAGUCAGACUUGAGAACAAGCCUAAAGGUGGUAUGGCCAGAUCCUGGUUAUGGACUAGAUCUAAUCAAAUGAGAACAAGUUCCCAGCCAGGCUUUCAAACACUUUACCCUUGGACUCAGCCUGAAGUUGACAUGAUAAGACCAUGGACUCAGUCUGAAGCUGGUAGCAUCCAACCAUGGAUGAAACCUGAAGCAUCAACAUUCAAAAUCUGGACACAAUCUAAAGUUAAUACAAUUACACCCUGGACAAGGCCUGAAGAUGAUGCAGCUAGACUUUGGUUGCAAAUACAAACCAAUACAGUCAGAACAUGGAGCCAACCUGAAUCUCAAACAACCAUUUCCUGGUCUGAGCUUGAAGCUGAUAGAGUCAGAUCUUGGUUUCAAACUUUAAUGCAUACAUUAAAACCUUGGAUUGAGACAGAAUUUCAGACAACUCACUUCUGGACCCAACCUGAAGGUGACAUAGCCAGGUUUUGGACUAAAUCUGAGGCUAACAAUGUCAGAAAUUGGUUCCAGACUCAAGUGGACACAGCCACAAUGUGGACAGAGUCAGUAUCCCAAGCAGCCCACCCAUGGAUACAGUCCAAAACAGAAAUAGUCAGGCCAUGGAACCAGCCUGUGGCAGACAAGUUAAGAGCCUGGAUACAUCAUGACAUUUAUACUGUAAGGCCCUGGGAUAAGCUUGAAGGUGAUAAAAUUAGAUUCUGGACACAGUCUGAAUCUGACACAAAUCCUUGGAUUCAGCCAGAUAUAGGUAUAAUCAAUUCUGGGACACAAAAUGAAGGGGAUACAUCGACACCAUGGGCAUGGGUGCAGGCUGAGACUCCAGAAGUUAAUCCUUGGGUACGGACUGAAACUGAAACAGUUAUAGUCUCAACCCAAGGAGAAGCUCCAGCAAUUAAUCAUAGGACAGAGGUUUUACCUGAUACUACAUGGGCAAAGACUGAAUUUCCAGGACAAAAGCUCUUGACGUAUCCUUUGUCUCAUACAGCUACACAGUUGACUCAGCCUGAACUGCCAGUGGCCAGUCUCUGGACACAACCUAUAGAUGAUACAGUUACUCAGUGGAACCAUGAUGAACCUUCAGAAACAAAUUCCUCAACAAAGACUAUAGUUGAUACAGCCAUGAGGACACAGGCUGAAUCUCCAGCAGUGAAUCCCGGGAUACAGUCUGAAAAUGAUACAGUCACAUCAUGGACCCCGGAUGAAUCCCUAGUCAUAAAUCCUUGGACAAACUCUAUAGGUGAUACAGUCACAAAGUGGGUCCAGAGUGAACCUUCAGAAGUACUUCCUUGGAUAAAAAUUGCAGCUGAUACACCAUGGAUGCAGGUGGAGUCCCCAGCACUAAACCCCUGGAUGCAGUCUGAAAGUGAUAUAGUCACACCAUGGAUACAGGUUGAAUCCCCAGCACUAAACCCCUGGAUGCAGUCUGAAAGUGGUAUAGUCAAGCCAUGGAUACAGGUUGAGUCCCCAGCAGUAAAUCCCUGGGUACUGUCUGAAACUAACACUGUCCUACUAUGGACUCAGGCUGAAUCUCCAGCAGUCAAUCCCUGGAUAUAUUCUAUAGCUGGGACAGGCACUCAGUGGACCCAAACUGAAUCUUUAGCAGUAAAUUCUUGGACACAGCCUGUAGCUGAUACAGUCACAGUGUGGACUCAGGAUGAGCCUCCAUUAUUACAUUCCUGGAAAAAGUCUAAAACCCAUACACUUACAACAUGGACUCUGACAGAAUCUUUAGCAGGAAAUUUCUGGAGACCAUAUGAAACUGAUAGUACCACAUUGUGGACCAACAAGGGAAAUCUAGAAAUAAAUCCUUGGGCACAAUCUGAAACUGAUGCAGUCACAGCGUGGACCCAGGCAGAAACUCCUGGAAUAAAUUCGUGGCCACAACCUAUAGCUGAAAUAAUUUCAUCAUGGACUCUGGCUGAUUCUCCAGCAGUAAAUCUCUGGGCAGAGACUGUGUCUGAUAGUGUUAUACUGUCGACCCAGGUUGAAUCUCCAGUAGUAAAUCCAUGGUCACAAUCUAUAGCUGAUGUGGACACACUGCGGACCCUGACUGAUUCCAUAGCAUUAAAUCCCUGGACAGAGCCUGUAACCGAUACUGUUAUACAGUGGACCCAGAGUGAACGUCCAGCAGUAAUUCAGUGGACAAAAAGUGUAUCCAGUACAGUCACAUCAUUUACUGGGGAUGAAUUUCCUGCAUUAGAGACCUGGAUAGACCCUUUGGCUGAUAUCACAUUGUGGACCCAGACUAAAACUCUAGUAGUAAAUCACUGGACAGAGACUGUAGCUUCCACUCUCACAUCAUGGACCCAGACAAAAUCACUGACAGUAAAUUCACUGACAGGGGUUGUAGCUGCCACAGUAAUACCAUGGAAUCAGGCUGAAUCUGCAGGAGUAAAUCCCUGGAUGGAUGCUGUAGCUUUCACAGUAUCACUGUUGACUCAUGAUCAGUCUCCAUCAGUGAAAACCUGGACAGAGGCUGUAGCUUUCACAAUCACACCACUAACUUAUGCUGAAUCUCUGGCAAUAAAGUCUAUGACAAAGGGAGUAUCUGAUGCAAUCAUACUGUGGAAUCAAGCUGAAUCACCUCUAGUAUAUCCUUGGACACAGUCUGAAACUGAUGCAAUCAUACAGUGGACUCAGGGUGAAUCUUUAAAAAUAAAUCCUUGGACAGAACCUGGCACGAUCACACCAUGGACUCGUGGUAAGUCCCUAGCAGUAAAUCCUUGGACAGAUGCUGCAGGUGACACAGUAACACCAAUUAACCUAGUUGAAUAUCCUUCAGUACAUCCCUGGACAACAUUUGAAAUGGAUAAUGUCACAUUCUGGACCCAGGCAAAUUCUGAAAUCAUAAAUCUCUUGACACAGACCAUAGGGGUUGAUAUAGUCACACUGUGGACCCAAGCUGAAUCUCCUGCAGUGAAUCCCUGGACACAGUCUGAAACUAACAUAGUCACACCAUGGACCCAGGCUGAAUUUGCUACAGUAAAUCUCUGGACCCAAGCCAAAACUAAUCUAGUCACACUGCAGACCCAUGGUAGAUACCCAGCAUUAAAUCCCUGGGCAGAUCCAGAAACUAACACAUUUAGAUCAUGGUCUCAGGUUGAGUCUUCAAGAGUAAAUCCAUGGACACAGUCUGAAACUGACACAGUCACAUCAUGGACCCAGCCUGAAUCUGCUACUAUAAAUCUCUGGACACAACCUGAAAAUGUUAUAGUCACACUGUGGAUCCAGGCUGAAUCUCUCGCAAUAAAUCCCUGGACACAGCCUGAAAAUAACUUAGUCACACCAUGGACCCAGAAUGAAUCGCCAGAAGAAAACACCUGGACACAGGCUUUUUCUGAAACAUUCUUACCAUGGACUAUGGGAUUUUUUCCAACCAUAAAGCCCUGGAUAGAUACUGUAUCUGUUAAAGUCAUACCAGGAACCAAAUAUCAAUUUUCAGAAGUAAAACUUUGGACACUGGAGUUGUCCAGAACUUUGGACACUGAGGUAGGUACAGUCAAAAUGUGGAUUCAGUCGGAAUCUCCACCCUUAAUUCCCUGGACAGAAGCUAUAGCUUCCAUACUCCCAUUGUGGACUCAGACUGAACAUCUAGCUGUAAAUCAAAACCCUAGAGCUGAUAGAGUCACAAAAUGGACACAGACUAAAUCUCCAUCAGUAAAUACUUGGACUCAGGUUCAGUUUCCAGCCAUAAAUCCAUGGUCACAGUCUGAAUCACCAGAAGUAAAUAUCUUGACAGAGUACAAAUCUCCAGCCCUAAACCCAUCAGUUGAGGGGAGUAUAGGUACAUUGUGGACUCAGACUGAAUCUCCAUUAGUAAAUCCUUGGAUAGAGCCUGUGGCGUCCAUAGUCAUUCCAUGGACACAAGCUGAAUAUCCAGCAGUAAGUUCAUUUACACAGACUGUAGCUGAUACAAUUAUACUGUGGGCUCAAGCUGAAUCUCUAGAAUUAAAUCCCUGGACAAAAUCUAUAGCAGAUACAGUCACAGUGUGGGUCCUGGAUGAAUCUUCAAGAACAAAACCUUGGACACAGAUGUUAGCUUCAUCAGACAAAAUUUGGACCCAAGCCAAAAUAGUAAAUCCAUGGUCUACUUUUGGAAUAUUUCCACAGUUCACCCAAAUUCAAUCUGUACUGGUUAAAACUGGAACACAAUUUGAGAGUGACACAGUCAUAGCAUUAACUCAGGGUCAGGCUCUUGCUCUGAAUCCCUGGACAGAGAUUGUGACUUCCAGAGACAUUCUAUGGACACAAGCUGUACAUCCAGCAGUAAAUCCCUGGACAGAGUCUAGUGCAUCCAGAUUCAUUCCAUGGACGCAGGCUGUGCCUCCAGCAGUAAAUCCUUGGACUGUCACUUCUACCCAAGCUGAAACUCCAGAAGUAAAUCCCUGGACAGAGGUUGUCACUUUUAGAGUCACUCCAUGGACCCAAGCUAUACCUAUAGCAAUAAAUAUCUGGACAGAAGCUUUCACUUCUAGAAUCAUUCCAUGGACGCAAGCUGUACCUCCAGCAGUAAAUCCCUGGAGAGAAGCUAUCACUUCCAGAGUCACUCCAUGGAACGAAAUUGUACCUCCAUCAAUCAAUCCCUGGACAGAGGCCAUCACUUCCAGAAUCACUUCAUGGACCCAAGUUGUACCUCCAGCAGUAAAACCCUGGACAGAGGCCAUCACUUCCAGAAUCACUCCAUGGACCCAAGUUGUACCUCCAGCAGUAAAUCCCUGGACAGAAGCCAUCACUUCCAGUGUCACUCCAUGGACCCAAACUGUACCUCCAGCAGUCAAUCCCUGGACAGAGGCCAUCACUUCCAGAGUCACUCCAUGGACCCAAGUUGUACCUCCAGCAGUAAAUCUCUGGACAGAGGCCAUCACUUCCAGAAUCACUUCAUGGACCCAAGCUGUACAUCCAGCAAAAAAUACCUGGACAGAGGCUGGGGCAUCCAGAUUCAUUCCAUGGACCCAAGCUGUAUCCCGAGCAUUAAAUCCCUGGAUAGAGGCUAUCACUUCCAGAGUUACAUCAUGGACCCAAGCUGUAACUCCAGCAGUAAAUCCCUGGACAGAGGCUGGUACAUCUAGAGUCACAUCAUGGAACCAAGGUAUGUUUCCAGUAAUAAAUCCGUGGACAGUGACGCUUGUUUCUACAGUCACACCAUGGACCCAGGUUUCCUAUCCACUAAAUCCUUUGACAGAGACUAAAGCUUCUACAGUGAGAAUAUGGGCUCAGAAUGAAUAUUCAUUAAUAAAAACCUGGACACAUUCUGCUAUUUCCACAGUUACAUCCUGGACUCAGGCUGAAUAUCAAGCAGUAAAUUCUUAUACACCAAGUAUAGCUGAUAUGGUCAUAUUUUGGACAAGGCUUAUAUCUGAGUCUAAGAAAUCCUGGAUUCUGCCUGAAGCUAGUAUAUUCAGUAUUUCAUUGCAUCCUCAAAAUGAUACUACUCAAUCCUUGAUUCAAAGUGAAAAUCAAACAUCUUUUCUAUCAACACAUCCUGGAAUUAAUAAUAUCAAUAUAUGGACUUUACUUGAAUUUGAAACACAGGUAUCAUGGAUAGUGCCUUUGUCUCAAGAAGCCAGACUCUCACCCCUAUCUGAAACUGAUAUUAGCAUAUAUUGGUUUAAAACUGAAACAGAGAGAGUAAGAACCUGGGACCACUCAGAAUUUCAAACAGUGAGUACUUUGAAACAGUUUGAAAUUGGUGGAUUUGAGCCCUUGGCCAAACAUGAAACUCCUGCAGUCAUAUCAUGGGUUCCAACUAAAAUUGGUGUAUUCCCGCUCUGGAAUAAGUCUGAAAGAGACAAAAUAAGAACCUGGACCCUUUCUGGAGAUGAUGUCUUGCCACCAUGGAGUCAGGUUGAAGCUAGUAUAUUCAGCCUCUGGAUCCAGUCUAAAAGUAAUACAAUCACACCCUGGACCCAGGCUGAGACUCAGUCAGUCAGUAUCUGGACUGAAGGAAAUUCAGGCACAUUUUGGCAUCUGAGUCAAAAUAAUGUAGUUAAGCCCUGGUCCCACCUUGAAUCUGAAAUGACAUCUUCCAGGAUUCAAAAUGGUAUAAAUAGUUCUUGGACUCAGUAUGAAACUAGUACCAUCAGAUCUUGGACCAAGCUUGAAAUUAGUACAGUGCAACCUUGGAAUCAAUUGGAAACUGUUACAAUUAGAUCAUGGACCCAGUCUGAAAAUGUAGAAAUAUACCCCCUUACCCAGAAAGAAGCUGGUACAGUAAUAAGACAUUGGUUCCAGACUCAAAUGGAUUCAAUAAAACCUUGGAACCAGGCUGAAACUAAUACAAUUAGAUCAUGGACUCAGACUGGAACUGAAACAAUCCAAAUUUGGACCCAGACAGAAAGGCAAAUAGUAAAACCUCCAACUUUAUCUGAGAUUGAUACAAUUACAUCUUGGUUACAGACUCAGAGUGAUACAAAUAGACCCUGGAUUAAAUCUGACUCCUUGUCUGCCAACCCCUGGAGUCAGGCUGAAGUUGGUACAAAUCACCCCUGGACUCAGCAGAGAGGUACUGUGAAUCAACCCUGGACCUACUCUGAAAUCCAGAAAGUCAGACCUUGGAUGAAGCUAGAAGCUGAUGCACUUAAAUCUUGGUUCUACAUGCAAAUGAAUAAAAUCAGACCAUGGACCAAUUCUGAAUCUCAGAUCUUCAGCUCCAGGUUGCAGCCUGAAGUUGGUAUGGUUCACCCUUGGAUCCAUCCUGAAACUCAAGCAGUCAGAUCCUGGGCCCAACCUGAAACUGCCACACUUUUAACAAAAGAACCUUCUCUGAUGACUGGAUCUCAAUCUGGAACCAAGUCAAAACAGCCUGAAGAAGAUCCUCUCAAGUAUUCGGAAUUCAAUGUUUCUUUGGCUGAAUGUCGCCUAAGUGUGGUCUGGAAAGAGAGUACCCAGGCUUUCUGGCUCUUCAAGACAGCUGUUAUUUCUCAUGAAGCCACAGAAUGUGGGUUACGACCUGGCCUUGUUCCCCACUGCCCCAACUGCUGGGAAGCUGAAUUGGGUGAAUUUCCUUGGAUGGUUUCUGUGCAACUCUCUUUCUCCCAUUUCUGUGCUGGCUCUAUACUGAAUGAACAGUGGAUCCUUACCUCAGCUAGAUGUGCAAAUUUCAUAAAAAACUCAGAAGCACUGGCCCUGGUCCAAGUGGGACUUAUUGAUCUUCAGGAGCCGGCUCAAGCUCAAACUGUAGGCAUUCAUCGUGCCAUGCCCUACCUAGGUCCCAAGGGACCUUUGGGUCCUGGGCUAAUCUUCCUGAAACAGCCACUACAUUUCCAACCACUGGUGCUUCCUAUUUGCCUAGAGGAGAACCUGGAGCAAGAGAAAAAUAUACAGCUGUAUGACUGCUGGCUACCCAGUUGGUCCCUCAUGAGAGGAAGUCCUGGAAUUCUGCAAAAAAGACACCUAAGCAUUCUGCAAGUCAGCACAUGUGCCCAGUUUUGGCCCAAGCUGAAUGAAUUCACUUUCUGUGUGGAAGCCAAGAAAGCUAUGGGCGAGGCUGGCUGUAAGGGUGACUUAGGGGCACCUCUGGUGUGCCAUCUACAACAAAAGGACACAUGGGUGCAGGUGGGAAUUUUGAGUCACUUCGAUGAACAUUGCACAAAGCCCUAUGUCUUCAGCCAAGUGAGCCCAUUCCUUUUUUGGCUUCAAGGAGUUACACGACCCAGCCAUGCACCAUGGUCACAGCAAGGGACCAUGACUACCUCUGCUUCCAUCUCCUUUUCAGUCUCUACUUCAAUGAAUGCCUCGGCUUUUACUGCCACUCCUGCUUCUAUUCAGCCUCAGUUCAUCUCUCUGCCGCAGCCUCAGACUUUAGCAGAUCGAAUUUCUCUACGAUAUACCAUGCCUUGGCAAGCCAUGAUCAUCAGCUGUGGCAGUCAAAUUUGCAGCGGUUCCAUUGUUAGCAGCUCUUGGGUUCUCACUGCUGCCCAUUGUGUCAGAAACAUGAAUCCUGAAGAUACUGCUGUAAUAUUGGGCCUGAAGCACCCUGGAGCAUCUCUGAGAGUUGUUAAGGUGUCUAACAUUCUACUGCAUGAGAGAUUUCGGUUGGUGAGUGGGGCAGCAAGAAAUGAUCUAGCACUGCUGCUCCUUCAAGAGGUCCAGACUCCCAUUCAGCUCUUAGCACCCCUGGGACAUCUAAAGAACUUCAAUAGCUCAGAAUGCUGGCUUUCUGGGCCAAGAGUUCUCAAACCAGGAGAGACUGAUGAGGAUCCAGAAAUGUUACAGAUGCAGGUGAUGGGAGCUUCAAGUUGUGCCCACCUCUACCCUGACAUUGGCAGUUCUAUUAUCUGCUUCAUUACUCAGGCGAAAGGCUUAGAUACAAAUGUGGAACCUGUGACUCCUGGAAGUGCUGUUAUGUGCAGACCAGUGUCUGGAAAUGGCAGCUGGAGACAGAUAGGCCUUACCAGUCUAAAGGCACUUGCUACCAUUGUCAGCCCACACUUUUCCUGGAUAUUAUCCACAUCAGCAAAAGCAGGUCAUCCCCUAAACCAGGCAGUCAUGCCUUGGGUGGAAAAGCCAAAGUCAUCCAGUCUUCAUAAACAGGCAACAACACUACCACUUUCAUCAUUAAUGAUUCUUGCAAUGCAGAGUCUGUUGUAAACCAGUGGUUGUCCUGAACACUACUACUCCAGUCACAUUGUGAUUUAAAAAAGAGAUAAGAACAUAAAUUAAAACAAACCAGUUGAAUUAAGACUCUAGGUUCUCCACAGUUAUUCCUUAUAAAAGCAUCUAUUCUAUUAAAAUAAGAGUCUACCGAGUUUAACAAUUUGAAAUUUCAAAAAUUUAGAACUGUCCAAAAUGACAUUUGUAUAAUAGUGAAUAAGGUAAUAAAAAAAUAAAUUUCAUCAACAAACACACACAUAUUAUAUUCUCACUAUGUAUGACUUUAGGGGGCCCAUGUACUCCAAAACAUAUACAAAUAAACCUAUUCUAUUUGUUAAGAAUAAAGAGUAUUUUAUAAUUUCAAGCA
This is a messenger RNA of Mustela erminea (ermine), 11365 nucleotides long. RefSeq lists its product as uncharacterized. Gene Ontology annotation, molecular function: serine-type endopeptidase activity. Gene Ontology annotation, biological process: proteolysis. The coding region runs from base 91 to 10995 and encodes 3634 amino acids. The record is from RefSeq and is a predicted model, not a curated record. Lineage: Eukaryota; Metazoa; Chordata; Mammalia; Carnivora; Mustelidae. The transcript has 15 exons.